AGCAACUAUGUCUUAAAUCGACUUACAAUUAGCUUAUUAAUUAUAAAAUAUUAAGUUCAACCUGUUUAUAUUAGUUUUGGGAGUAGAGUAAUUGUGGCGCUGUAAACACACACACACACAUAUGAGACAAGAUUCGCACGUGGUCAUAUGUUAAUUCUUUAGUUUAGCUACAGCACCUCCGAAAUCUGAAAUUAGGCUCAUGCGACGCGUUUUCACUCGAAACGAACGAAUCUGGCAGAAAAACGCGUCGCUCUGUCACGCAGAGAUAUUAAUUGUUCAAGUUAACCACUUUUAGGGUUAAGAAACUUACGACACCUACAUCCGCCAUUGGAUUCGAGCCGCUAUACGUCACCUCAAGCAUGCGCACGAAGUCUCCUGUUGCAGACGAAUUCUUGCAAUCUCCCAUCACUGGCUCUGUGCUGUGGAAUAUAUUCUCUUCUUUAGUCACGUAAUCUAACCGGGCUUGGAUGAAAACGUGACGAUGGAUACAGAUGCGAGUAAAGUUGCUGGCGAAGAGGCAAACGUGUCAACGUCAGAACAAGAUAAAGAAGAGAUAGACGUAACUUUUGAAAGCGUGUUCAAGGAUAAGUUGCUAAAAGACAUAGAACACGAGACGUUGCUGCUAAAGAAACGAAUGGCGGAGAAACACAAGGAAUGGUUAGCUAUUAAGAAAUAUGAGAACAAAGAAAGAGCUGCAAUUGCCAAGAUAAAGGAAACACUAAAGGAAGGAAUUAUAGAAAGCGAUGAGAUUAACACAUCGAUGUUGGACCCAGAGAAGACAGGAGUUGCAAUUGACUCUGCCGUAUUCACCUCCCACCCUCCAGAUAUCGCACCGGCAAUUCUGAAAGAAGCCACCGAGACAAUUGCACGCGAAAGUCAUGCAGUUGCCGGCGAAAAUAUAUCUGAUAUUGGACAAGAAGCUUCACCAAGCGAUCCAGCAGCAAUAACAACUGCUUUGUCGACUGAUGAAGUAACUAACCAUGUUGGAGAUGCAAUGAUAAUUUCUAACGACGAGACGCAGAUGAACAGUCCAUCGGUGCAGCAGCAUGAAUACGGUGGAAUGUCUUCUCUUAGUAUUCUUGCUAUACAAUAUAGCGAUACUGAUUCAGAUACAUCUGAGACGCCAGAUUCUACUGAAAUUCCAAAUGAGGUGUCACAGACACAGAUACAAAAUUUACAGCAAUAUCGUACUCAAGAAGAUUCAUUAAGUGAAAGUGAUAGCGAAGAUGAUUGUACCAGUGAUACCGAAAGUAGUAGUAGCAGUAGCAGCAGCAGCAGCAGCAGCAGCAGCAGCAGCAGCAGCAGCAGCAGCGAUAGUAGCAGUGACAGAUAUUCAGCUAAUACUGCAAGUGCUAGCAGAAAGAGAACAAGCGAGGCGGGCUCAGCGAAGAAGGGAAACUAUGUACCAAAUGAAUUUGAUAAUCUUCCACCAAUAGAAGAGUUACAAAUUACCAUUCCCGAAGUUUUAUGUAAUAUAUUAGGCGAGAUCGAAAAGAUAGUGGAACAAUUUGUCAUCGUAAAGCCAAACCCUGACCAGCCUAUACUUAAUAUGGACACGGUGUUAUUCGUGAAGAGAGGAUCAAAAACGCUGGGUAAAAUAUUCGACGUGUUCGGCCCCGUGAAAGAGCCGCGUUACUCCGUUCGCUUCAACGAUGCUGAGCAUAUACGGAACAGCGGUAUUGAAGUGAACAUGCUAGUUUAUUAUUGCCCGUCGAAUCAAAUAUACACGAAUGUAGUUUUCCUGAACGAGUUGACCAAGAUAAAAGCUUGCGACGCGGUUGGCGACGAUGAGUCACCUGAGUUUUCUGACGAUGAAAAAGAACGUGAUUAUUAUGAAGCGCUGAAGCAGAAGAGUAACAAGAGUUGUUCCGCCGGCAACACUUCGCAUAAAAAACCUAGGACAGGAUCUGCAACGGACUGGCGAUCGAAACAUCCGUGGAACGACAAUAGAAACAAUGCGGGGACCCAUUUUGAUCCUUUUAAUUAUGGCCAGCCGGGAAAGCGAUAUCAGGAAGCGGGAGGAAUGGCUUGUUCCAUUAGACGGCCUUACCCUUAUAAUCCACCUUUGCACCAUCAUCAAAAUAAUGUUUAUUGGCAGCAAGCUCCGCCGCACGUGCGUCCGCUCUCCAACAGGUCAUAUGGGAGGCAAUAUUCAUCUCCAUGUGAUACCGGCUAUACCGGCUUCUCCGGUAGGCCGAAGCGAAUCGGUUGUUACCCGAAUUGCGGUACGCAAAAUCAAAUUCCUCAAUUCCCCCUCGAUUAUCCUCCGCCUUUGUACAAUCCCGCAAACGGAAUGGUGAAUGUCGUCCCAUUCGAUCAAUUUCCGAGUACGUCUUAUCCGUACGUAACUGAUGCGCUCUCUUAUUCGAACUAUAUACAACCGCCGCCGCCGCCGCCGCCGCCGCCGACCAGAACAUAUUGGACCCCACCAGUUCCUCCAUCGUCAGAUCAAUCUACACCAUAAGUUAUAAAUAUAUUUUAUAAUAAUUUUAUGUCGAGAAACUUUCGUGCAAUUACAAUGUUUUACGAGCCGAUUGCAAGCUAUGUAACAUUUCGAUAGGUUCGUAAAACAAUCAUUGUGCAAAGGUAUUUUUUUUAUGUGCAAAAUAGUAUUUUUUUACCUCAUUAUCUUGUGUAUAUGUAUAAGUAUGUAAUUGUAAAAUUAUAUUUUUACAAUUAUAAGUUACUAUUAAUCUUCGCGUGCACGUGCGUGCGUGUGUGUGUGUGUGUACGCAUAAGUGUGAGUGAGGACCGUUACGAUACUUGUAUAUUUAUAUUUUAUAAAAAGGUAUUUUAAUAAAUAUGCAACUGAAAGUAACGAAAAAA
Messenger RNA from Vollenhovia emeryi, 2826 nucleotides. Its product is annotated as H/ACA ribonucleoprotein complex non-core subunit NAF1. The record is from RefSeq and is a predicted model, not a curated record. Gene Ontology annotation, molecular function: RNA binding. NCBI's taxonomy places the organism in Eukaryota, Metazoa, Arthropoda, Insecta, Hymenoptera, Formicidae. Gene Ontology annotation, biological process: box H/ACA snoRNP assembly; pseudouridine synthesis; ribosome biogenesis. The coding region runs from base 482 to 2464 and encodes 660 amino acids. Gene Ontology annotation, cellular component: sno(s)RNA-containing ribonucleoprotein complex. The transcript is spliced from 7 exons.